ACCAGUCCACUGCACCAGCACCUCCCACACUCAAAGUCACAAACACACCCAUAGCCGGCGAGCUAGCUCCUCCCUGAGAGUCCCAAUACAAGAGCAACUCCGCUACCGAAGCGCCGUACGGUCUCGCAGCUCCUGCCGGCAACAAACAACCUAUAGCCAGCGCCCCCGGCGCCGUCCCCAUGGCCAGCCUCGGCAACGGCGCUUACGCGGGAGCGAACCCGCCGGUCUCCUCCUGGGCCUCCGGCCUCUGCGGCUGCUUCCACGACGUCAGCGGCUGCUGCCUGACGCUAUGCUGCCCGUGCGUCACCUUCGGGAGGAUCGCCGAGAUCCUCGACCAGGGAAACUCAUCGUGCUGUGCGAACGGGCUGCUGUACAUGCUGCUGGCCUCGACGACGGGGCUGGGCUGCCUCUACUCCUGCACCUACCGCUCCAAGCUGCGGGGGCAGUACGGGCUCAAGGAGAAGCCCUGCGGCGACUGCUGCGUCCACAUGUUCUGCGAGGCCUGCGCCCUCUGCCAGGAGUACCGCGAGCUCAAGAACCGCGGCUUCGACAUGGCCAUCGGGUGGCACGCGAACAUGGAGAGGAUGGGGAAGGGCGCUCCGACCGUCGCGCCCCAGAUGCACCCGGGGAUGACUCGUUAGUAUGUCGCCGCAUGCAUCUGCCGAUCCAUCGAAUGUGCAUGCAGAUGCGGUCACCCAUCUGUCGCCCAUGAUUAGUGUCGCUGUGUCGGCUUCCAGCUUAAUUAAGGAGGGAAAACAAGAUGUCAUCAGUUCCAGUUAAUUUCUAUAUGUCGCAAGGUUGAUUUGUGAAGAGUUCUUUUUUUAGGGAUUGUUUUGUGAGAGUUGUGUACUUGUGCGUGUGUGCUUUCCUGUUGCAAGUCGUCCUCCAUCAGGCCACCCCCACCACAGGUUUCUGUGUAGACUUUUCAAUAAGGUUUAAGAUCGGCCUCACUGUAAAAACUGUUCGCUCUCUCACUCUAGUCACUGUAUGUAAUGCCCUUUUUUAACCUUCAAAAGCCUGCUUGCAAAAGGCAGCAUUUUUUUCUG
This is a messenger RNA of Brachypodium distachyon (stiff brome), 1046 nucleotides long. Its product is annotated as cell number regulator 2. The record is from RefSeq and is a predicted model, not a curated record. Lineage: Eukaryota; Viridiplantae; Streptophyta; Magnoliopsida; Poales; Poaceae. The coding region runs from base 180 to 641 and encodes 153 amino acids. The transcript has 4 exons.